Messenger RNA from Chiloscyllium plagiosum (whitespotted bambooshark), 2136 nucleotides. It is a transcript of the gene fezf1, whose product is annotated as FEZ family zinc finger 1. NCBI's taxonomy places the organism in Eukaryota, Metazoa, Chordata, Chondrichthyes, Orectolobiformes, Hemiscylliidae. The record is from RefSeq and is a predicted model, not a curated record. Gene Ontology annotation, biological process: regulation of gene expression. Gene Ontology annotation, cellular component: nucleus.
UUCUCAGCUCCUCCGCGGGAGGAAGCGGUGCAGCCGGCUCUGGGCUCAGCGUGUUUGCGGUGCUCGGUGGGAAUGGUUUGUGCGUGUCACCCGCGCUGCCAGAGACUUGGUGUCUCCCUGCUUCCGUCCAAGAAAGGACCAAAAGGGGCGUCUACCUAAAGACACACACACACACACACCACAAAAAGAGCAAGACCAUACCAAACAGAUAUGGACAACUCUUAUCCUCAGCGCUACCGUGCAGAUAAGAUCCUGGGAGCCACUUCCACAGAAAGGGAGAGUCUACAAGCUGGAGACGGGAUGCUCAGCACUUCCAAACCCUUGGCUUUCUCGAUCGAGCGAAUUAUGGCCCGGACUCCGGAACCAAAGCGGCUUCCUUCGCCAACCGCGCUGCAAGGCUCACUGUGCAAGGGCGAGCCCAAGCAUGUGUUCCACCUGAACUCCUCGGUGCCCUGCAUGAUCCCCCUAGUGCCCUUGGCUUACGACCCUCGCUCCAAAGUUGGCCCCGGCGCCCCGGAGCCCCGCAAGAGCCACCCGGAGAGUCCCUACGAGUGCGGCCGAGCGGCCGGCGGCAGACUCUCGCCUCCGCUGGAGCAGUACAGGGUCAUCCGGCCCCGGGUGGUGCACCAGUCUUCCUUCCAAGCCAUGGGGGCCCUGUGCUACCUGAACUGCGGCGAGAGCCCGUGCCCCUCGCCGGCCACCAUCUUCAACAUGCACCCGAUGGCCUCUUACCUGCUGGGCUCCCCGCUGGGGCUGCCCCAGAAAGCGGUGCUCGGUGACCGGAACAAGCUGGUUUUGCAGCCGCCGCCUCUGCCUCCGCCGCCGGUUGGAGCGGAGAGAUAUCCCGCCGCGGCGUUCAAGGAGCUCUCACCCGCUCAGCUGCAGCAUUAUGUCAAGGAGAGCGCCCAGUUCCUCUCGGAGAAACUCCACCUGAAACAUUCCUCCAAACUCAGCAACUCCUCGCAGAACAGCAAGCCCAAAGUGUUCACCUGUGAAGUCUGCGGCAAGGUCUUUAAUGCACAUUAUAAUUUAACCCGUCACAUGCCGGUGCACACUGGAGCUCGUCCAUUCGUUUGCAAAGUGUGCGGCAAGGGAUUCCGUCAGGCCAGCACGCUGUGCCGACACAAGAUCAUUCACACCCAGGAGAAACCGCACAAAUGCAACCAAUGUGGAAAAGCGUUUAACAGGAGUUCCACACUCAACACUCACACCCGAAUCCACGCGGGCUACAAACCCUUUGUCUGCGAGUUCUGUGGGAAAGGGUUUCACCAAAAAGGUAACUACAAGAACCACAAACUGACGCACAGCGGAGAGAAGCAGUUUAAAUGCAGUAUCUGCAACAAAGCUUUCCACCAAAUCUACAACCUCACCUUCCACAUGCACACUCACAACGACAAGAAACCCUUCACCUGCUCUGCCUGCGGCAAAGGCUUCUGCCGGAACUUUGAUCUUAAAAAGCACGUCAGGAAAUUACAUGAUAACUGCCCGGGACCCCGUCCCUCGGCAGCGGACAUGUCGGGAGAGGAGCAGACUCGGAAAUAACCAGUCGGGAAGGUGGCAGACACACAGCCAACAUAUAUACAUAUAUAUAUAUAAACUACAUAUAUUGUGUAACCAUUGGGUACAAUUUGCAUGCAGAUUUCUAUGAUCCACAGAUAUGAAUACGGAUUCAGACACGGAGAUUGUUGGGACUUGAGAGUCUUUUAUCUAAAACAGUUUGGGGAACUAUUUCGCUUCAUCUCAGGUUUGCAGAGAUGUUUAAAAAGAUAUAUAACGUAUUUAUUUGGAGCUUCUUUCGAUUUUAUUGGUGCAUGGAUUUCGUUCGUUUGAGUCUUCCCAUUCUCGCCUAGUAAUAGAUUAAUCGUGUUCAGUAAAUACGCUGGAAGUGGGGGUGACGGGGCUUUUUUUGGGGGGUGGGGGAGUGGGGGUGGCGGUGAUGAUUAUUAUCUUGAAACCCCCUCUUUCUACGAUGUUAAGAAAAAAAACCCUCCCUUCAUUUCUGAGUGUUUAAAGUAAUGUUCAUUCACACCACGAAGAGAAUUUGUUAUGACGUGACUGAUGUAUGUUCUGACGAUUAAAUAAAUUCUCACAAUUCUCCGGGGUUAUUUUGGGUGCUUUGAGAAUAUAAUUUAAAGU